Eupeodes corollae is the source of this 1569-nucleotide messenger RNA. RefSeq names its product hydroxysteroid dehydrogenase-like protein 2 (gene Hsdl2). Gene Ontology annotation, cellular component: mitochondrion. The transcript has 6 exons. The record is from RefSeq and is a predicted model, not a curated record. Lineage: Eukaryota; Metazoa; Arthropoda; Insecta; Diptera; Syrphidae. Bases 261 to 1481 code for a protein of 406 amino acids.
AUAUAAAUUCUUGUUGUUUGUCUUUGGUAUUGCGUGGCGCUCCGCUAGUUUUAAAAAUCAGCCUGUAAAAAGAAGAAAUCUGGGUCCAAAGAUCAACAAUUGAAAAAAUCUAUGUAUUUGAUCUAAAAAAGUUCAAAGUUCAAUCAAUAUCGAGCGACAUUUGACUAAUUUUGAGGGCGACAGGUGAUUUUUAUUUGUUAAGGAAGUUACGAAGAAAGUUUCACUUUUGUGUUCAAGAAAUCAAUAUUUAAAUAAUUAAAAUGAAUACCGGGAAAUUAGCUGGUCGCACACUUUUCAUUACAGGAGCAUCAAGAGGAAUUGGAAAAGCGAUUGCAUUGAAAGCUGCUCAGGAUGGUGCCAAUAUUGUAGUGGCAGCUAAGACAGCCGAACCGCACCCAAAACUCCCUGGAACAAUCUAUACCGCUGCCGAAGAAAUUGAGAAAGCCGGUGGCAAAGCUCUGCCUUGUAUAGUCGAUGUACGCGAUGAAAACCAAGUUAAGAGUGCCGUCAAAAUGGCAGUUGAAAAGUUUGGAGGUAUCGAUAUACUCGUAAACAACGCCAGUGCCAUAUCACUAACACAAACUGCCCAAACUGAUAUGAAACGUUAUGAUCUCAUGCACAGCAUCAACACCCGAGGAACUUUUUUGGUUUCCAAGGAAUGUUUACCAUUUUUGGAAAAGAGUAACCAUGCCCACAUUUUGAACAUUUCACCUCCUCUGAAUAUGUCACCACUUUGGUUUGGCAACCAUGUUGCCUACACAAUGGCCAAAUACGGUAUGUCAAUGUGUGUCCUUGGCAUGGCUGAGGAAUUCAAAAACAUCCCCAUAGGAGUGAAUGCUCUCUGGCCACGUACUGCUAUCCAUACUGCAGCUAUUGAAAUGUUAAGCGGUCCCGAUAGUAAUCAAUUCUCAAGAAAACCCGAAAUUAUGUCCGAUGCUGCUUAUGCCGUUUUGUGUCGUGAACCAAAGGCAUGUACAGGAAAUUUCUUUAUUGACGACGAGGUCCUUACAGCCGAAGGGAUAACCGAUCUAAAGCAAUAUGCUUGUGUUCCUGAAAAUGCUGACAAAUUGAUGGGUGACUUUUUCCUAGACACAACUGAUAUGUCGAAGGAAAUCAAUAAAGUAGGAACAACAGUGAAAAGUGAUGGCAGUAUCCCGAAGUUGUUUAAGAAAAUCGAAGGUCUACUAAGUGAUGAGUUAGUUAGUAAGACACAAGCAAUCUACCAAUUCAAUGUAGAGGGCAAUGAAAAGGGUGUUUGGUUCUUGGAUUUAAAGACUGGAUCAGGCAAAUGUGGUCAAGGAACACCACAAACAAGCCCCGAUGCUAUUUUAACAAUGUCAUCGGACAAUUUUAACGAUAUGUUUGCAGGAAAAUUGAAGGCUCCAACAGCUUUUAUGUCGGGAAAAUUGAAAAUAAAUGGAGAUCUUCAUAAAGCCAUGAAACUCUCUAAACUAAUGGAUGGUUUUAAGUCGAAGUUGUAGUUUAAUUUAUAUAUUUUGUUUUAGAUAAAAAUGGAAAUUUGUUAAUUUUUGCAUUGGAAAUAUACUUGUAUUUUUAUACUUAAAAUUU